CCCAUGCUUCUAAUUUUGAAGGAUCUGUUCUUCCUUUAAGGCGAUUCAAUAUUCUACUUGCUUAUUUCUAUAACUUUAAGCGGAAACAGAAGACUUACCUCCCUUGAAUCUAUGGUCAUCCAAGUGGAGUUAUGUCCCAUGAGGCACAGAAUGAAAUAGCUGUACAUAUUGUAUGAAGCUUAGUUAAAAAGAAGCUACGUUUUGAAACGUGAAAUUCAUCAGAAUAUAUUUCAACAAUGCAGAAAUUUUAUCCAUCAAGUCAAAGAUGUCCGUGCGUCCAUGUGUUCUGCUUCUGGUCAUUUUGCCUUUGAUGUCCACUAAACUUAUCAACGACGAAAACCUACGGAGAUUCAUCGUCCGUUUCCAUAACAAGAUCCGGGGUCAAGAGAGGGCAGCUGACAUGAUGAAACUGAGUUGGAGUGUUCAGUUAGCAAAAGAAGCUGACCAAUGGGCCCAUAAAUGUGUGUUUGAACAUGCAAUGACAGCCCGUGGUCAGAAUCUUGGUCUUAUCAGUGAUCCAGGUUCGGUGAAGUACAACAUUGGGCGCAUGAUGCAACUCUGGGUUGAGGAAAAGAAGGAAUAUAAUCCGAGGAAGAAAGGUUGCAACAGCAGCUGUCAUUAUACUCAGCUGGUCUGGGCCAAAACAACCCAUGUAGGAUGCUCCAUCCAUUUGUGUGACAAUUUUGGGACUUCUAAACGUUUUACAAGAAAUUACAUGUUCUUCGUCUGCUUCUACUCUCCUCGGGGGAACAUCGGAGAUCAUUUGUUCACGCCUGGUAAACACUGUUCCAAGUGUCCAGAAAAGUCUCAUCGGUGCAAUCAUGGGUUAUGCCAAGGUCACUGCUACGACCAUUUUAAGAAGUGCCGUAGAUUGGCAGCGAAGGGAAAGUGUCUCACCGAUGUAGCCUUCAUGGAGUUUUCUUGCACUAAAUCUUGCCGCCUCUGUUGAAACACCAGUCACAGUCAACAGCAAGGAUUUUCACCCUUCUGCAGUCACAUGUUUCUCAAUAACACACAGACAGACAUCUGCUGUGGGGCACUA
This is a messenger RNA of Octopus sinensis (East Asian common octopus), 1042 nucleotides long. Its product is annotated as cysteine-rich secretory protein LCCL domain-containing 2-like. NCBI's taxonomy places the organism in Eukaryota, Metazoa, Mollusca, Cephalopoda, Octopoda, Octopodidae. The coding region runs from base 266 to 949 and encodes 227 amino acids. The record is from RefSeq and is a predicted model, not a curated record. The transcript is spliced from 6 exons.